This is a messenger RNA of Ruditapes philippinarum (Manila clam), 1878 nucleotides long. RefSeq lists its product as uncharacterized. The transcript has 4 exons. The record is from RefSeq and is a predicted model, not a curated record. Bases 192 to 1310 code for a protein of 372 amino acids. NCBI's taxonomy places the organism in Eukaryota, Metazoa, Mollusca, Bivalvia, Venerida, Veneridae.
CAAUAAAUAUAUAUAAUCAAAGUUCAACAAAAAAUGGUUUAGUUAUAUAUUGGAAAAACGUGAAUAUUUCAAUAGGAAUUUUUAGUUCAAUAAGGGGACUUUUGGCAUAAUUUUGUCAUAAUUAGAAUCUUUAGUGUCAUAAUAAAAAUGAAAUUUCUUCAACUCAAUACAGUGUAUUAUUUCUAAUAAAAAUGAAAAUAAGACAUAUAAAGGAAAUAUUAGCUCGCCUGGUUAUUAUUUCGUUAUUUCAAAAUGUAUGCUACGUAAAUGGAGGUGAAUCGUGUAGACGUCAGGAGGGCGGUCACAUCGUGGAGGAAUAUUGCGACUAUGGUUGCUGCGGGUCCGAUAAUGACGAAUCUUGUUGCUCAAUUUCUACGAGCGUGUUACUGGUUGCUUGUAUAGUAGGUGGUCUGGUUCUCCUGGCGCUGGUUACCGCUAUUGUAGUAUGUUGUUAUAAGAGCUACAAGGAUAAGCAGGCAACCAGGGUACGGACAUUGCAACAACAUCAACAAGAUAUGAACGCUCCUCGAGUACCAGGGGUAGAACCUCCAAAACCACCGUCAUAUGUAUCCGCACCACCAGCAUACAGCGAGGAAAUGCCCGAAUCUCACUUCCGUCCAGCAACGGUAACAGGAAAUGUACCAUAUAACCAACGGUUUAGGGGAAUAACCCCUACGGCUCGCGGCAAUGCCCAGGGGGCCAUCAGCAUGACUAUGAAUUCCGGCAGACAUCCUGCCACGCGUUCUUUUCGAAAUGUUCAAAUCCCAGGGACUGUGGAGACCGAGGCGCCUCCUCCGUACACUGAAUUCAUUCGUGGUCAGACCCCGGCACACAGACGCAGACGAUUUAUACGAACACCCGUAGAAGAAGCAACCGAACCUGCAAAUCAGCAUAAUUCUGUUAUAAGGACAGAACAGGAAAAUACUGACAUUCUCUCUGAAAUAGACGAAAAUGAAUCACGUAAUCAAGGCAGUUCCAUUCAGCCGUCACGGGCUGCCACGUCACGUGCCAUAGAAUCGAGAGCUACCGAAUCACGUGCUGUAACAUUUCGUGCUGAUGAAUCACGUUUAGAAACUAUACGGGACGUUGAAUCACGCGCAGAAACAGUAGCACGAGUUCUUCGACCCUCAAGAAUAUCUCGCAUUCCAACACGUGUACAUGGCAUUCAGUCAAGGCAAUUAAGUGACGUGCAAUCAUGUGGUUCUUCUAUUUCAACUCGCCAAACAUAUUACUCUGAAGUCAACCCGAACACGGAUGGAAGAAGAAAUCAAAGUGUAGUUAGGGAAAAUAUUGAUUUGUCUGAUAUAUGAAAGUGCCAAAUAAGAUGUAUAUAUGCCGUCCAUCACGGUCUACAAUACCUUAUUCGUAACUAAAAAUGUUAUGCAUUUCAGCUUUUAUUCAGGAAGUGUCAAAGCUAAGAUAGCAGCACAUGGUUUUAAUUGUUUCAUAGAAUUUCACAGAAAUCACAGAAAGAAAAAAAUAUGUUAUAAAUUUGUCGGGUUGAAAAAAUGAAGAAUGUAAUUUUGCUCGAUUAUACUAUAAUUAUGUUGUCAAAGGACUUUGGUGUCAUUGUAUUUUGGGCAAAUUUUUUAGUAAACAUUUGAGCACAAGGUGUACACAUAUAAAGUAUGUUAACGAAAACAUGGCUAUUUGUUAAAGGUAGCCUUUUUAUUCUCUUUAUUUUUAAUCCAUUAUUUAUUAAUUUUGUUGAAAUAAGUUGCUGGACAACUAAAGGAGUCGCUGGCGACACCAAUAGUUAUUGUUUAUUUUAUGUUGUCGUGUUACUGUGUACUAACUUCAUACAUCCAGGUGGAGGUAUCGUUUGAACUUUCUAAACUUAUUUGGUUUUAAUAAUCAGAAAUAAAAAAAAGUUAAAAA